AUCUCGCCAUCGCCCCGGAUCGUGCUGGGCAGCCCUAGAUGCAUCCCAUUACGAGAACUGAGACUAUGCACCUAUCAAAGCUGUCCAUUGCUAACGCCCGGCGAUGGCAUCAUCCAUCCCGCACCGUAGAUCUGGCCUUGCAUCCCGCGUCGAUGCCACGGCUCCCACUCCAUCCCCCAAUAUCCCUCCGCAUCGUGCAUAUGUAAUCACCCGUCGGCAGGGUCUUUUCCGAAUUGGGCGUGGGGUUUUUUUUUCUCCCACUCAGUUCUCCCACUCAGUCUCGCUCUCCACACGCGCCGUUUGUGAAUUACCACAUCUGGAUCUUUUCUCAGCGUCAUUUUAACCUACCAGCAGGGGCUUGCGGCUUUGGACGGGAGGAAUUGAAAGUCCAAUUGGGUGGUAUCUGGGCUCAGAUCCGUGGGUCGGAAACGGAGAUAUUGGCCAGACGCUCAAAUAUGCUCGCGCGCAUCCCACGCUGCUCUGUCACUCUCAGGCGGCUCAUGAGCACAUCACACACCGCACCACCACAUCCAGCAGCUUCCGCUUCGGGCUCGCCAACCGCCAAUAUGGCCGAUCAGGGCGCAGCAGACAAGGCCCAAACCGCCGGCCACGCCGCAGCUAGUCAGCAGGAAAAGGUGCUCCCGCUGCCUUUGCCGCUGGAGAAUGGCAGCAGCAGUAGCAGCAGCGCAGACGACAGCGGCAAGGGCGAUGGCGUGACGACGCUACGCGUGGGAGAGUCACUCCGCCUGGACGCGAUGGGCCCGCUUGUCGUUAACAGAGAUGGGUCCAUGGCGAGAGUGGCAAACUGGACUGGCAUGACGGAGAACGAGCGCGAGGCCACGCUGCGGCUACUAGGGAAGCGGAACCAGCAGCGGCUUGAGGCCCUGAGGGCAAAGCGGGAUGCCGAGGAGCCAGCUGGCAACGGGAGUGUGGGGAAGGACUGAGGAUCGCCAUGGUCAAGGACGGUGCGACGAGGUUGAUGAAGCGCUGCGCUACACCAUCGAACCUGUAUCGUAAGGGACGUGAGGUGAAGAUGAAAGUAUUGGCCGAGUUGAGCAGCCUGUUGACGGCUCGGUUCGACAUAGAACUACUAAAUUGUACGAUAUAUCGUAUACCCAUUGAUAUCAUUGCAAACAACCAAAAAAAAAAA
Ilyonectria robusta is the source of this 1150-nucleotide messenger RNA. RefSeq lists its product as uncharacterized. The transcript has a single exon. The record is from RefSeq and is a predicted model, not a curated record. NCBI's taxonomy places the organism in Eukaryota, Fungi, Ascomycota, Sordariomycetes, Hypocreales, Nectriaceae. Bases 456 to 944 code for a protein of 162 amino acids.